Molecule: messenger RNA, 1701 nt
Organism: Eruca vesicaria subsp. sativa (arugula)
Lineage: Eukaryota; Viridiplantae; Streptophyta; Magnoliopsida; Brassicales; Brassicaceae
Source: the annotation of a GenBank genome assembly
AUGUGGUGCUUUUUCUGCAAGAAACCACCCUCCGGAGAGAAACGGAGUCCCGAUGAAGUUUCUCCGGUAAACCUCCGCCGAGAAAGUAAGACGUAUCAUUUGCCUUCUUCUUCCUCCACCGCCGCGGAUGUAGUCGACAUCGGAGACAAGUUAGCUUCGGUUCAGAUUCUAUCAGCGAGAACGUGGCACCCUGGUGACUUCUCCUCCGGCUCUUCUUGCCGGCCGUUCGGGUUGAGUCUCCGUGCGCCUGAAGGAUGGCCACCGUGGCUGAUUACUGCUUGCGGCGAAGCCAUCAAAGACUUGACUCCUCGACGAGCCACUACUUACGAGAAGCUUGAGAAGAUUGGUCAAGGAACGUACAGCAAUGUCUACAAGGCUAAGGAUCUAUUGACUGGAAAGAUUGUAGCCUUGAAGAAAGUUAGGUUUGAUAAUUUCGAAGCAGAGAGUGUUAAGUUCAUGGCCAGAGAGAUUAUUAUGCUACGACGCCUAAAUCAUCCUAACGUUAUAAAACUUGAAGGGUUAGUUACUUCAAGGGUUUCGUGCAGUCUCUACCUUGUUUUUGAGUAUAUGGAGCAUGAUCUCACUGGUCUUGCAGUAGCUCAAGGUGUCAAGUUUGAUCUUUCUCAGGUGAAAUGCUUUAUGAAGCAGCUCUUAUCAGGGCUAGAGCAUUGCCAUCGUCAAGGAGUCUUACAUCGGGAUAUGAAAGGUUCUAAUUUGCUCAUAGACAAGGAUGGUAUACUUAAGAUUGCUGAUUUUGGGUUGGCUACCUUUUAUGACCCAAAAGUAAAGAAAACAAUGACUAGUCGUGUUGUCACACUCUGGUACCGCCCUCCCGAGCUCCUUCUUGGAGCUACCAACUAUGGCACUGCUGUUGAUCUCUGGAGUGCUGGUUGUAUCAUGGCAGAGCUACUUUCUGGCAAGCCUGUUAUGCCAGGUAGAACAGAGGUCGAACAACUUCAUAACAUUUUUAAAUUCUGUGGCUCCCCAUCAGAUUUGUACUGGAAGAAGUACAAAUUACCGAAGGCAACCCUUUUUAAGCCGAAACAUCCGUACAAACGUCGUGUGGCGGAAGCAUUCAGUGGAUUUACUUCAUCAACUGUACAUCUAGUGGAGACACUUCUCGCUACAGAUCCUGAUGAUCGAGGAACUUCUACCUCGGCCUUGAGUAGUGAAUUCUUUACGAGUGAACCGUUAGCCUGUGAUCCAUCAAGUUUACCAAAGUAUCCACCAUCCAAAGAACUGAAUUUAAAGCUAAGAGACCAAGAGGCAAGAAGGGAAAAGGGUCUUUCUGGAAAAGCUAGUAGUGUUGAAGGAGCCAGAAGAAUAAGGUAUCGUGAAGAUCGAACUGGGCGAGCUAUUCCAGCUCCAGAAGUUAAUGCUGAGAUUCAAGCAAACUUAGAUAGAUGGAGAGUGAUACCACAAACACAUGGAAAGAGCAAGAGCGAAAAGUUCCCGCCUCCUCACCAGGACGGUGCAGUUGGGCACCCAGUGGAAGAAGAUCAGUCAAACAAAAGCUCAGUAUUUGGUGCUCCUUUCGGGUCAUCGAGAUCAAUGAGUAGAAAUAUUUCAAACAAAGAAAGGCCUCGUGGCUCUUCUUCUUCUAGAAAAAAUAUAUGUGGCCUUAAACCUCCUCCACCGCUUUUGCUAUCAGUAGACUUACUUUUCAGUAGCAGAUCAGAAGUUUUUGGAAUCCGGAGAUGA